Arachis duranensis is the source of this 396-nucleotide messenger RNA. RefSeq lists its product as uncharacterized. NCBI's taxonomy places the organism in Eukaryota, Viridiplantae, Streptophyta, Magnoliopsida, Fabales, Fabaceae. The record is from RefSeq and is a predicted model, not a curated record. The coding region runs from base 1 to 396 and encodes 131 amino acids. The transcript has 3 exons.
AUGGUGGUGAAGGGACUUGGUGAUGAUUUUUUGGAGCUAAAAGACUUGAAGGAGAAACUUGUCAAAGCAUUUGAAAUCAAAGAACUUGACUCAUUAAAAUACUUCAUUGGAAUUGAAUUUGCAAGGUCUAAGGAAGGCAUUUUUAUGAACCAACGAAAGUACAUCCUAGAUCUUUUAAAAGAGAUGGGAUUACUUGGUUGUAAAGCUGCUGAAACACCUAUAGAGCCUAACUUAAAAUUGAAGCCAGCUGAACCAGAAAAUGUAAUGGAUAACGGGAGAUAUCAGCGGUUGGUAGGGAGGCUAAUCUAUUUAUCCCAUAUACGCCUGGAUAUAACCUUUGCUGUGAGCAUGGUUGAUUCAAUGAUAGGAGGGAAUAUAACUCACUCAAGAAUGUAA